UCGGCGGCAGUUGAGAGGCGGGGGUGAGGGUGAGGGGGUGCGGCGAGCGACUCGUGGGUGAUGUAAACAUGGCCUUCCUCGGCACAAUACCCCGGCACUGGCGAAGCAUAGCCCACGUGUCUAGGCAGAGGAGCUACAGCUUAGCCAGACACGUUACCGUUAAUCAUCAUGUUCAUGCGAUCCAGGUGCAUGAACGACCCAAGGCUGCUAUCGUGCUGGGUGUCAGGAGGGGCCAGGCCCUCGCCCACCCCAGCCUGGUCCCGCAGAUGCUAUGCAGGAACUAUUGUUCCAGGCCUGGAGACGAUGGAGAGGGAACCAGCGGUGGAUUGCCAAAUGAGGAGGGGGCUGGUGGUGGACCGGAGGGGCCUGUAAUGCACAAUCUACCAGCAACUAUGGCAGUGCCUGAGGUGUGGCCCAAUGUGCCUGUCAUUGCUAUCAACAGGAACCCUGUAUUUCCACGUUUCAUCAAGAUAAUCGAAAUAUCUGACAAAGAGCUUGUGAAUUUAAUAAGAAGAAAAGUUCGAUUAAAUCAGCCUUAUGCUGGAGUCUUCAUGAAGAAAAAUGAAAGUGAUGAAAGAGAGGUUGUAGACUCCAUGAAUGAAUUGUACCCUGUGGGUACAUUUGUGCAGAUCCAUGAGCUUCAGGACAUGGGAGACAAGUUAAGGAUGAUAGUGAUGGCCCACCGACGCAUAACCAUGACUGCAGUCCUUCCAGACCACCCCAUGGAAGAGGAAGAGGAGUUGGCUAAAUCUGGCAAAACUAAUGUUGAGAUGCGGCUGCCUCCCUAUAACACCCCUGUUACCAUACCUAUGGAGGACAAGACCGGUGGACAGACUGAAGUGAAGGAGAGCCGUGUGCAGAGGAUGUUGAGGCGGAGGAAGCACUCAGAACAGCCAGCACAGCCAGCAGGAGAGGCACCAGAGACUGAUGUGAGCACAGAAGCACCUGAAAAAAUUGAUGCAGCCACCCAGACCCCGCCCACACCUCCUCGAGUGCUGAUGGUCCAGGUGGAGAACGUGACACACGACAAGUUCCAGACAACAGAGGAGGUCAAGGCAUUGACACAAGAGAUUAUCAAAACUAUCCGAGAUAUCAUUGCCUUGAAUCCUCUAUACCGGGAGAGUGUGCAGCAGAUGAUCCAGCACGGCCAGCGUGUGGUGGACAACCCUGUUUACCUGGCUGACCUGGCAGCAUCUCUUACCUCUGCUAACUCUAAUGAGUUGCAGCAGGUCCUUGAGGAGACAAAGAUUCCAGCGAGACUCAUGUUGGCCUUGUCACUGUUGAAGAAAGAAUAUGAACUUAGCAAACUUCAAGCAUCCAUUGCAAAGGAGGUGGAGGAGAAGGUGCGGUCUCAGCACAGGAAGUAUAUGCUGCAGGAACAAUUGAAAGUGAUCAAGAAAGAGUUAGGUAUUGAGAAAGAAGAUAAAGAUGCCAUCGAAGAAAAGUUUCGUGCAAGACUAAAGGAAAAGCAGGUUCCUAAAGCUGUUCAGGAUGUGAUUGAUGAGGAACUCAAUAAACUAGGAUUCCUAGACAACCAUUCCUCAGAGUUCAACGUCACCAGAAACUACCUGGACUGGCUGACCACUCUCCCUUGGGGUAUCACCUCACAUGAGAACCUGGACCUCAAGCAAGCAAGAGAGAUACUAGAUGAAGACCACUAUGGGAUGGAGGAUGUGAAAAAGAGGAUCUUAGAGUUCAUAGCUGUGGCACAACUUAGAGGCACAACUCAGGGAAAGAUCCUUUGUUUCCAUGGACCCCCUGGUGUAGGGAAGACCAGCAUUGCUCGCUCCAUUGCACGGGCCCUCAAUAGAGAGGUCAGGUUCAGUGUUGGAGGCAUGACUGAUGUGGCCGAGAUCAAGGGUCACCGCCGCACAUAUGUUGGAGCCAUGCCUGGGAAGCUCAUUCAGUGCAUUGUUUAUAAAAAGACCAAGACUGAGAAUCCAGUGGUUCUGAUAGAUGAAGUGGACAAGAUUGGCAAAGGUUACCAGGGUGACCCCUCAGCUGCCCUGCUGGAACUGCUUGACCCUGAGCAGAACGCUAACUUUUUGGACCAUUACUUGGACGUUAAUGUUGACCUUUCAAAGGUGCUAUUCAUCUGCACAGCAAACGUUUUAGAGACCAUCCCAGAACCACUACGAGACAGGAUGGAGAUGAUUGAUGUGUCUGGUUAUGUGGCUGAAGAGAAGCGGGCUAUAGCUGAGAGAUACCUCAUUCCUGCUGCACAAAGACUAAGUGGUCUUAGUGAAUCCAAUUUGAGUAUCCAAGAGUCAGCAGUUGAUGAGUUAAUACGGCACUACUGUCGUGAAUCAGGAGUACGGAACCUCCAGAAGCACAUUGAAAGAAUAAUGCGAAGAGCGGCUUACAACAUUGCUAGCGGAGAGAAUGAAAAAGUAGAUGUGGCUGUUGACAAUCUUGAAAGUUUUGUUGGUAAAGCUAAGUUCAGUCACGACCGCAUGUAUGACGAGACUCCCCCAGGCGUGGUGAUGGGCCUGGCAUGGACUGCAAUGGGUGGGUCAACACUCUACAUUGAGACAACAGCACGGACAGUUGAAGGUGACCGUGAAGGCAGUCUGGAGACUACUGGCCACCUUGGAGAUGUCAUGAAGGAGUCCACUCGCAUUGCCUUCACUUAUGCCAAAGAGUUUACCUCAAAGCGCUUUAAUAUUAACUUAUUGGAGAAGUCCAACAUUCAUCUUCAUGUGCCAGAGGGGGCCACACCUAAAGACGGGCCAAGUGCUGGUGUCACCAUUGUAACAGCCAUGGUGUCACUUGCUCAGGGAAAACCAGUGAGACACAACCUGGCUAUGACAGGGGAAGUCUCUCUCACUGGCAAGGUGCUGCCUGUUGGUGGCAUCAAGGAAAAGACCAUUGCGGCCAAGCGUGUUGGAGUAAACUGCAUUGUCCUUCCAGCAGAAAACAAGAAAGACUUCAGUGACUUACCAGAGUUCAUAACAGAGGGUCUUGAGGUCCAUUUUGCUGACCAUUAUGAGGAUGUUUUCAAAGUUGCCUUCCCAGAGUAAGCUGUGUGAGACAGGUUGUUGUUGCAAAUUGUUUUUGUGAUCUUCUGGGUGGAGGUUGUUGUAAAUUGUUUUAAUGGUGUCCUGUGUAAAAAAAAUUAUGAGAAUGACAGCCAGGCAGUUACUAAGAAUCUUCAUCAUGCUUCCUGUAGAUAAAAAUGGCAUAUUGAAUUAGUGUGUGUGUAGAUUUAAUUUUUAUGUACAAUUCUUUGUUAACAUGAACCUGUGCAUGGUAGUGAUGUGAAGGAAAGUGACAUUUCCCUUUUUAAUAAUAUCUUUCUUUUCUUUUUUUACUUUAUGAAGGGGAGUUAGGGGAACAUGGUACCAUCUUCAUCCCUUAAGUUAAGCCAGAUUAGUUGUCAUUCUUUUCUCCAGUUGUAAAUAGGAUAGAAAGCCACACUAUAACCUAACCUAACCUCAGUUAUUGUUCCAUCUGCCACCUUAAAACUUUUAUAAAUUUUCUUAUAUUCAAAUAAGCAUUGAGCUCCAAUUUACUAUAUAUUUUGUUUGUGUCAGCCAUCCAAAUACAGCUACAUUGAUUAUUAUCUUUAAAGACAUUCACAUAGAUUUAAUUUUAUUUACCCUUAAUCUAUGCAGGUAUUAAUAUAUCACCAUUUUCAAGUAUUCCUUCAUUGAUCUCAUUGUAUGCACUCCAAAAAAUUCAUACUAUAUAUAUAUAUAUAUAUAUAUAUAUAUAUAUAUAUAUAUAUAUAUAUAUAUAUAUAUAUAUAUAUAUAUAUAUAUAUAUAUAUAUAUAAGGACAAAUUUAUCAAAUUGGACCAGCUUUAAAUAAGAUUUUACAUAUUACAAUGAAGUAUAGUAAUGUUUCUUCAUCAUAUAAAAAUUUGAACAUAAGCUGUGUACAAAUUACUGCUAAGUUAUGUUUGAAUAUAUUCUCAGACUUUGAGCAUGAUUUGGGAAAAUGCAGAUAUUGGCACUUUCUAUAGAUUUACCAUGCAUAGCUUCAUAUAUUUUUUUAUCAUACAGUACAAGUGUUUAGGAGGAAAUAGCUACAUUUAGUUAAAUUAAACAUUUUAGUUAGAUAUCAGGUUCAUCAACUAACAGUGUACACACAUAAUAGAAUAUUCAUAUUGAAAUGUUGGGACAACAAAAUCUCUUGAGUGUAAUUUCAUUACAUUGUCCUACUGUUAUAAGAGGCAUCUACAAUUUUAUUUUCACAUUUGAAUUGAAAAUAUAUCUAUAUAUUCCUUCUGUU
Molecule: messenger RNA, 4233 nt
Organism: Scylla paramamosain (green mud crab)
Lineage: Eukaryota; Metazoa; Arthropoda; Malacostraca; Decapoda; Portunidae
Product: lon protease homolog, mitochondrial-like
Biological process (GO): chaperone-mediated protein complex assembly; protein quality control for misfolded or incompletely synthesized proteins; mitochondrion organization
Cellular component (GO): mitochondrial matrix
Molecular function (GO): ATP binding; ATP-dependent peptidase activity; ATP hydrolysis activity
Source: RefSeq, a predicted model, not a curated record